ACGAGGGAAAAAAAAAAAAAAAAAAAGAAAAAAAAGAAAACAGAAAAGACGGCUGGUGGCUCCUAUUGAGCAGCGACAAACCUCGAUUUUCGGAAAUUCAACAACCAAUAAUCCCAUUCCCUUCCUUCUCACCCUCCUCAACAACAUUCAACAAAUAACACCCUUCUUCUUCUUCUUCUAAAUACAUACACUCAUUCAUCAUGCCCUAGCUUCCUCUUCUAUUUCUAUAUAUAAUAUGAAGCAGCAGCAGUAGCAGAGCAGAGCUGACUAAUAGCUUUUCCCAUUCUCAUGGCCUACUUUCGCAGGCUUCUUCUUCCUCUUCGCUCUUCCCUUCACAGGUCGAGCUUUCCAUUUCAUGGACAUGGAGAAGGAUGCGGAGGAAGCUGUAGGAGUUACGGUUCAAUUGCUUUAUCCGAGCAACCGAUGAUGAAAAGUGAGAGUGGAUAUAAUAAUAACAAUAAUAAUAAUAAUAAUAAUAAUAAUCCAGAGGAAGUAGAUGCAGUGCUUCACGAUGAUGAGAUUGAGAAGAUUCGCCAAGAAUUCAUUGCCGCCAAAAAGAGUUUCCUUAAGAUCCCUGAGGCUCUCAAAGAAAUGCCAAAGAUGAAUCCCAAAGGGAUUUAUGUGAAUAAGAAUUUGAGGUUGGACAAUGUUCAAGUUUACGGAUUCGAUUACGACUACACAUUGGCACAUUACUCCACAAAUUUACAGAGCUUGAUAUACGAUCUUGCAAAAGAGCAUUUGGUUAACGAGUUUCGCUAUCCUAAGAUUUGUGCGGAAUUUAAGUAUGAUCCAACUUUUCCCAUCAGAGGAUUGUACUAUGAUAAGCUCAAAGGGUGUCUCUUGAAGUUGGAUUUCUUUGGAACAAUAGAGCCAGAUGGAUGUUACUUUGGUCGUCGCAAGCUGAGCAGGAAGGAAAUAGCAGAGAUAUAUGGCACUCGACAUAUUGGCCGUGAUCAAGCACGGGGGCUUGUUGGUCUGAUGGAUAUCUUUUGCUUUAGUGAGGCAUGCCUCAUCGCAGAUAUUGUGCAACAUUUUGUUGAUGCUAAGCUGGAAUUUGAUGCUGGUUAUGUCUAUCAAGAUGUAAAUCGUGCAAUUCAGUAUGUCCACCAAAGUGGCUUGGUUCAUGGAGGAAUUCUUUCUGAUCCUAACAGAUACCUUGUUAAAAAUGGUCAGCUUUUACGCUUUCUAAAGAUGCUGAGGGAAAAGGGGAAAAAGCUAUUCUUGCUCACUAACUCACCAUAUUACUUUGUGGAUGGAGGGAUGCAAUUUAUGUUGGAGGAUUCUAUGGGUCAAAGAGACUCUUGGAGAGAACUUUUUGAUGUUGUAAUAGCUAAAGCAAAGAAGCCAGAAUUCUACACAUCUGAGCAUCCAUUCCGUUGUUAUGACACAGAGAAAGACACAUUAGCAUUCACAAAGGUGGAUACAUUUCUUCCAAAUAAAAUAUAUUACCAUGGAUGCCUUAAAUCCUUCCUCCAGAUUACAAAGUGGAAUGGCCCAGAGGUGAUAUACUUUGGAGAUCAUCUAUUUAGUGAUCUGAGAGGGCCUUCAAAAGCUGGUUGGCGUACUGCUGCUAUCAUCCAUGAACUUGAAAGUGAAAUCCACACACAAAAUGAGGAUGCUUACCGUUUUGAACAGGCAAAAUUUCAUAUAGUACAAGAAUUGCUCGGUAAAUUGCAUGCAAUUGUACCAAAGAAUCAGCAAAGUGAAGCCUGUAAAUUGCUGCUGGAGGAUCUAAAUGAAGAGAGGCAGAAAGCACGCCACAGAAUGAGGGGAAUGUUUAAUAGAUUUUUUGGAGCCACUUUUCUAACUGAUACAGGUCAAGAAUCUUCGUUUGCCUAUCAUAUCCAUCGAUAUGCAGAUGUAUAUACCAGUAAACCAGAGAAUUUUUUACUGUAUUCACCUGAGGCAUGGCUUCAUGUACCCUUUGAUGUCAAGAUUAUGCCACAUCAUUUGAAGGUUCCCACAAGCUUGUUCAAGGACGAAUGAAUAUAACUUUUCUACAUUGGUUAGAGGUUAGCUAUUUUGCACCUUCUCCAAUUGCUUGAUACCAAACGCGGUGAGUAAAGGUUGCACAUUUGUUCCACGUUUCAAAAAUAACACUACUGUAGUAUCCAUGCCUUAAAAUCUUGGCCGGACAUAAAUGAUAGAAAUAUUCAUUGUAAAGUAAAUGUGUAGAAUGCACAUUUUUUCAUUCUUCCAAUUUCAUAUUGGCGCCACAAAAAACUAGGGAAGAGCGAAUGAGGAAUUGUUUAUUGCUUAUAUAA
Molecule: messenger RNA, 2264 nt
Organism: Ziziphus jujuba (common jujube)
Lineage: Eukaryota; Viridiplantae; Streptophyta; Magnoliopsida; Rosales; Rhamnaceae
Exons: 14
Coding region: 289-1986 (565 amino acids)
Molecular function (GO): 5'-nucleotidase activity
Source: RefSeq, a predicted model, not a curated record